AUGAGUCGCUCAAAGGAAAAAGUAUCUGGCCUAUUCCGGAAACUAUUCAAGUCCACCAACUCGAAAGACGGAGAAGGUCCAAGUAAACCGAGUACUCCCGGAAGUGGAUCACCAGCAAGACGAAUCCUCCGUGGUUGUAGAGACACAGUUUCCCCGGCAGCUACAUCUCAGGCCAGCCCAUGUUUCAGCUCCAAAGGCAAGAGAGACGAUGCUCAAAACAAGACGGUCAGAGCAAGGAGGCUCAUGAAGGAACUCAGGGACCUCCAAAGGUUCCAAAACUCCAAAACCGACCCGGUGUUCACGGUAGAGCUAGUAGACGACAACCUUUUCGAGUGGCACGUAAAACUCUUCAAAGUGGACGGUGAAAGUGACUUGGGUAUCGAUAUGAGGGAUCUGGGAAUAAAUCACAUCCUUCUACACCUGAUAUUUCCGGAAAAUUUCCCUUUCGCGCCACCUUUCAUGCGGGUUAUAUCGCCUAGGAUAGAAAAGGGAUUCGUUAUGGAAGGUGGUGCGAUUUGUAUGGAAUUGCUCACUCCCAGAGGAUGGGCAAGCGCUUACACGGUGGAAGCAGUUAUCAUGCAGUUUGCUGCUAGUGUGGUGAAAGGUCAAGGACGAAUACAGAGAAAAAACAAAGGCCAAAAAGUGUUCAGUAGACGUACAGCCGAAGAGAGCUUCAGGUCGUUGGUGAAGACUCAUGAUAAGUAUGGGUGGGUGACACCUAGUUUAGCGGACGGAUAA
Molecule: messenger RNA, 738 nt
Organism: Phaedon cochleariae (mustard beetle)
Lineage: Eukaryota; Metazoa; Arthropoda; Insecta; Coleoptera; Chrysomelidae
Source: the annotation of a GenBank genome assembly